This is a messenger RNA of Trypanosoma grayi, 1842 nucleotides long. RefSeq lists its product as hypothetical. The transcript has a single exon. The record is from RefSeq and is a predicted model, not a curated record. Lineage: Eukaryota; Euglenozoa; Kinetoplastea; Trypanosomatida; Trypanosomatidae. The coding region runs from base 1 to 1842 and encodes 613 amino acids.
AUGCCCUUUGGUCUGGAUGAUCUUCUUCUUAUCGUUGCAUCCGCCUCACCUCUGCUAUGGGCGAAGCGUGGGGACGUGGUAAGGUCUGGCGUCUACAAGAUGGUGUCGCUGGCAACGAAGGACGCAAAGAAGGCGGCGCAGCGGGCGGAGGUGGCCACGCAGCAUUACGUUGCACCGUAUGCGUUGCUUCCUGGCAUUGACAUUGGGGAGACGUCCGGGGAGGUUACUGCUACUUCUACUGCCGCUAAUGCUGCUGAUUUAGGAGGUGGUGAACUUGUGGCCACCAGCAUCGCGAGGAAGUAUGUUGGGGAAGCGGUGCGUGACUCCCCAUGCGUUCCGCACCGCCACUUUCGCCGAGCAAAACCGGGGCGCACGCCUGUCACGGCUCUUCUUAGCUAUGCUCCUGAAGACGUAGUGGCGUCACUUGGUCGAUACAGUGUAGUGGAGGUGAGCCACCUUUACGAGGUGAUGGAGCAGGAAGGUUCCUGGGAGGCAGCGCUGAAUGUGACCGAAGGUGCAAAGACUGGCGGACACCACGCGUACCUUAUAAAGAAGAAUAUGGAGAUGGCAGUGCGGACGCUUCUGCUCGCCGGUGAAGUGCAGCGGGCGGUGGAUUUUGUCCUGGUGUAUGCAAGUGAGAUGAUACUCUCUGAUGAAUUGCUGGUGGCACUCUUCGACGCCUGCCGGAAUUCGGAGAAGAACAGCCUGGCGCUGUAUCAAAGCCUCAAGCCAUUUCAUUCAGAGUGGACACCCGCCGUGUAUGCGUGUUGUCUGACCGUGAAUGCCCGGUUCAACUGGCAAGAAGCACUAAAUCUAUACAAUGAGUACAUGGAGCAGGAACAGGAGCAGCGGCAGCCUUUGGCACGCUUCUUGACAGACGUUGUGUGUGGUACGGGUAUCAUGGGUAACUCAAAGGGUGUAGAGGAUGGUACUCUGUCAUCACAAAGACAGAGUUUGAAGUUUGUUUAUCACAUCAUCAUGCCACUUGUUGCCGAUCGACGGACAGAGCUUCUGCAGAAGUGCUACAGACAGAUGGUGACCCAUGAGCCAGAGUCUGCUGUUGUUGUUUUGUUGAGGUGCCUUCACACAGCGGCUGGGAGGGAAUUGGCUGUGCAAUGGUUACAGGAAUCUUCAGAAGCAGCAUGUGAUAUCCCUCCGCCAGACACGAGGGAUGUUGUGAAGUUGGCUUUGAAGCUUUAUCGCAGAAAUCCCAAUGUGAUGAACCUUAACUCUCUUCUUAAGGUGAUCAUGGCUCAAAAUCCAACGACUCUACAUGAACAUGUGGGUGUGGAAUUGCAGCAGCACCUCGCUGUAGUUGACAUGACGGACAAUGAUGCGUCUGUCCUGGCUCGCACAAUCACUGACAAAUGUGGGCAUUGGAAGUUGGCAUCCCAAUUCAUGUCGUCGAUGGUGACACGCAAACAGUUCAACGUGCUCUCACCCUUAUCGUACCACGUAGCACGCCAAGGGCGGUGGUCGCUGGCGUCACAAGCGAUGGCGGUGUGUUUGUCGAAUCGUGGUGCCUUUACGCCGGCCGAGUUGUGCCUCUGCGUUGAGUCAUCUGUGUUCGCGGGGCGAUGGAAAAGUGCAAUGUUUUGGAUGGAGCGGGCCCACAGCCACGGCGUGCGGCUGCCGGCCGCCGCGUAUGACAAUGUUUUGGGCGUGACAAGGCACUGUUCGUGGGCUUCCGCGCUGCGUGCCGUGACAUCGAUGCACGAAGCAGGUGGACUCUCAUCGGAAAAAGGAAUUCUCCACGUACUGGAGUCGACCGCGGCGCAGGGACAGGUCCGCAAGGCACUGACCGUCAUCGCGGCCACGGGCAACGUCUACUGGACACUGUAG